GCCACAUCCCUGCCCCGCCGACCUUUGCGGGGAACGUGGAGGACGAGCCCUACUGCUUGCGACAUUACCGUCGCGCCCUGUUCCGACUCUAUGAGAGGAAGCUCAAAGACGCUCAGGUCCCGCCCUACCCGGACGAGACUCGAGCGGUCAAGCUGCUCGAUGGCCUACGCCUCGACGAACGAGCCACUUCGCAACUGCUCUUGGCUGCAGGCAAUCGAUACAGCUUCCAAGCGCUGGUUGAAGCGAUCCACAUCCAAUAUCCAGCGGGGCUGACGCUGACGGGGAUGUCACGACAUCCAGCCAUGCCUGCAGAUGACGAUCCGGUUGAGGAGGUCUUCAUGACUGCCGGUGAUGAAGUCCAGCAGUAUGAGGACGACCCGAACGACGACACCUUCGAUUACCAGUUCGCUGACUAUGAUGAGCAGGCUGAAGAUGCAGCCGCAGCUGAGGAGUUCGAGCCCGAUGAACUCCCUGAGUAUGAGGCCGGUGAUGACGCCGGCGAUGAACACCAGGCCAUGACGGCCACGAGCAAGCGCCUGGCUGCAACCAUGCAGUCAAGGGGCUACUACACCACCGCCAAAGACAAAGGCAAGGGCAAAGGCCAUGGGAAAGGCGCUGGCAAGGACAAGGGCUUUGGCAAGAAGGGAACUACAUUCUCUUCUUCGCCUACGACCACUUCCAAAGGAAAAGGGUCCGGCAAGUCCAAAGCCGGUUCAAAGGGUGGGAAGUCCAAAAUGAACCCCACUCAGAGGCAGCGCAUGCAGGCCAGCCUUUGUUUGGGCUGCGGAGCCUCAGACCACUGGCUUCGAGAAUGCCCACAUGUCACACAGCACCAAGCCCAUGUGUGCUCGGCUUCAUCAACCUUGGAUGGAGACGGCACGGUGGUUUGGAUGACAAGCCACAACAAGAUGCCAGGUUGGCAGCCGGAAUCACCUCCUUCCUCUUCGGCACCUUCGACCUUGAGCCGCCGAGACGAGGAAGAGCCACCGCCGCCGCCUCCAAGGCGGGAACUGCCGGCAGAGGACGCUCUGCCAUCUUGGGAUGUUUUGGUCCCUGAGGGCAUGAACCCGGACGACCAUGCCGACUACGAGGACGACAUGGCCUUUUGGAGGCAGGAGGCUGCAAGUCUCCAUACGCUCAUGGAUGAGAAUGGUAACAUCCCUGGCAUGAGAGAGCUUCCAACUUCACCAGCGAGCUCUUUUCGAACGGCUCCUGGCACUUUAGAGACUGACUUCAUUUCUUGUGCGCCAAGUCGG
Messenger RNA from Durusdinium trenchii, 1256 nucleotides. The record is from the annotation of a GenBank genome assembly. Lineage: Eukaryota; Dinophyceae; Suessiales; Symbiodiniaceae.